This is a messenger RNA of Podarcis raffonei (Aeolian wall lizard), 4481 nucleotides long. RefSeq lists its product as uncharacterized. The record is from RefSeq and is a predicted model, not a curated record. The coding region runs from base 188 to 4282 and encodes 1364 amino acids. The transcript is spliced from 26 exons. NCBI's taxonomy places the organism in Eukaryota, Metazoa, Chordata, Lepidosauria, Squamata, Lacertidae.
UCAAAGCUUUCCCAGCUAUAAGACAGCCUGGCUUGUGUGGGUACAUUGGAUUUCGAAGUUUUGAGGAACAGCCUGAGCACAAGGAGCAAAGUGGUUUAUCUGAAAGGAAUGGAGAAGGCCUCGGAUGCUGAAGCAAAGAUGCUGAGAACUCUGUAGAGUGUUCCAAAAAGCGGAUAAAAUAACAAACAUGUUACGCAACUCUGCAUUUCUGGUUAUUGCUGCUUUGCAUUGGCUCAUAACACACAAACGCAGUGCUGGCAAUGUUGCCAUUGCAGAUGCUUCAAUAAUCCCAGUUGGAGAUCCUAACAUUGCAGUGGGAAAAAUGUCGUCCCAGUCGAGCACGUAUGAAGAAAAGGGGAAGUCAAAAAAGGCCAUAGAUGGUUCACUGGCCAAUAGUUAUGCUAAUGGAGACUGCACCCUGACGAGGAAGGAUUUUGAGCCCUGGUGGAUGGUAGAUUUGAAUUCAGCAUUUCAGGUAUCUGCUGUGGUGAUCACAAACAGAGGAGACUGUUGCGAGUCAAGGAUAAAAGGAGCGGAGAUUCUCAUUGGAGAUUCGCCACAGAAGGGAGGCACGAUGAAUCCCAGGUGUGCUACAAUCAACAGCAUGGGGCGUGGGGAAACCAUGUCCUUCACCUGUGCAGGGAUGCAGGGCCAGUAUGUGACCAUUACAAUCCCGGGGAGAUACGAGUUCCUCUCACUCUGUGAAGUGCAAGUUCUCGCACACCCAUGGCUCCAUGUGGUUCAUGAUGGUGGACGGAGCCCUGUGAGAGACAGUGAAACUGAUUUAGGUCUGCAGGGCAGAGUUCUGAGUUUCCUUAAUGAAUCGAAGGAGAGUUAUGUUGUCAUAUCUCCACUGCAGCCUCUGAAUGUCAUGGAAUUCACGCUCUGCAUGAGGGUCUCAGUAGAGGAUCUGAGCGAUCACAAAGUCAUUCUCUUCUCCUACCGUUCUCAAAAGGACGAACUGAGGAUCUUGCGUGAGGCAAAGGGCUGCUUUGGCUUACACAUGGGAGGUCAGAGUGUGAUGUUUGCCCUCCCUGAUCUCAGCACUUUGGGAAGUCAUAUGUGUGUCACCUGGGAAGCUGAGUUUGGCCUCACCGCCUUUUGGAUGAAUGGGAAAAGGAGCGUCCGAAAAGUGCACAACGUAGGGCAUAUUGUUCAGUCGGGGGGCACUGCAAUGCUUGGAUGGGAUCAGAGUGCACAAAAUACAUCCGAACAGCAGAAACGGCGUUUUGUGGGGGAAAUAACGGAUCUCUACAUGUGGGAUUAUGUACUGAAAUCUCAAGACAUUCAAGAUGUGUUCCAGGUCCACCAGUUUCCUAGAGGAAACAUCUUUGACUGGAAAAUGUUAUCGUACAAGAUUACGGGGAAUGUGCUGGUAUUACCUAUCUCCAAUGUGGCCCUCACAGGAGAAGCUUUACAAUCCAGCACCUACAACCCGCUGGGAGAAGCUAUGAAUGCCAUUGAUGGAUCUUUAGUAGGUGUAUUUACAGAGGGAUCCACACAGAUUAUGAAUGCAAUCCAUGGUGGACGAUGUGCUGUAAUAAAUUCUUUGGAUGCUGGGGAAACACACAGUUUUUACUGCGAAGCGUCAAAAGGGCAGUUUGUUACAAUUACCCUACCAAGGGGCGGAUACCUCACGCUUUGUGAAGUCCAGGUGUUUGGUCAGAAGAUAGAUUCCAGUGCCGGCCAUGAGCCAGAGAAGAACAAGCCACUCACACCAGGAGAACAAGUUAACACUUCUGCCAUUGAGGAGGACACCAUGCUUUUAAGAAGAACCUCCGUAUUUGUGGCAUUUUAUCUCUGCCUGCUGCUUAUGACUCCUUUGCCAAUGCUAACUUUCCAAGAAGAAUUCACUUGCCCAGAGAACUGGUUGAAGCGUGAAGGAAACUGUUAUGGCUACUUCGAGGAACCUCUGACCUUUGCACAGGCUAGGGAGAAAUGCCAAAAGGAACAUCGUGCCGACCUAGUCUCUUUCCAUAGCAAGGAAGAAGUCUGUGCAAUUGCGAAAUUUGUUGCCGGCUUCAGUGACAACAAAGAUGUUUGGAUAGGUCUCCAUGAUCCUCAAAAGUUGGAGGAGAGCAGCAUCCACCAGAGUUCACUAACCUCGUUCCAGUUCUGUUUGGGGCACUCAAAUCAAGAGCGCUUCUCUUGGGAAGUGUUCUCUCCUGAGCCUGGCCAGCCUCUUUUUACAGAUCCUGCAAAAAAAAAGGACACAAUGGUUCCAAGAAGGACCGUGAAAUACUGCCUUUCGCUGCUGCUUUUGACCAUCCUGCCUUCCCGACCUGCGUUGGAGGUCUCCAAUGUGGCCUUCACCGGAGAAGCUUUACAAUCCAGCACCUACAACCCGCUGGGAGGAGCUAUGAAUGCCAUUGAUGGGUCUUUAGUAGGUAUAUUUACAGAGGGAUCCUGCACCCACACAGAUUAUGAAAGUAAUCCAUGGUGGACGGUAGACUUGCAGGCGCAGUAUCAAGUAGUCCAUGUAAGCAUCACCAAUCGGGAAGACUGCUGUGCUCACCGUCUUAAUGGGGCUGAAAUCCGAGUUGGGAACUCCACAGAGAGAGGAGGCACCACAAAUCCUAGAUGUGCUGUAAUAAAUUCUUUGGAUGCUGGGGAAACACGCAGUUUUUACUGCGAAGCGUCAAAAGGGCAGUUUGUUACAAUUACCCUACCAAGGGGCGGAUACCUCACGCUUUGUGAAGUCCAGGUGUUUGGUCAGAAGAUAGAUUCCAGUGCUGACCAUGAGCCAGAGAAGAACAAGCCACUCACACCAGGAGAACAAGUUAACACUUCUGUUCCCAAUGUGGCUCUUGAAGGGAAAGCAUUUCAGUCCAGUAUCUACAAUGCACUUGGAAACCCUGAGAAUGCCAUCGAUGGGCAUAUAAUUAGUGACUAUAUGCGUGGCAGCUGCACACACACACAACUAGAAUUUAAUCCAUGGUGGACAGUGGAUUUGGGAGCAGAGUUUCGUGUGUCCAGGGUUAGCAUCACCAAUCGAGGAGACUGCUGUGCGAGGCGGUUAAAUGGGGCAGAAAUCCGAAUUGGAAGCUCACCAGUAAAAGGAGGAAUCACAAAUCCAUGGUGUGCGACAAUUAGAUCAUUGGCCUCAGGGGCAACAGCCAUUUAUGACUGUGGAGAAUUGCAAGGGCGGUAUGUGACUAUCACCAUCCCAGGCAUUCAUAUCCUCUCACUGUGUGAAGUUCAAGUGUUUGGUGAAAAGCUACCUUCCUCGGGAGAUGAAAAAGAGACCUCAUCUGGAACUACACAAGAAGCAGAAGUUUUUUCACCAAUUGAACAAUGGGAAAAGGCAAGAGAACCCAAACAGCCGUGGGAAGAAGCAAAAGAGAAGUGGCAACCCUAUACAACGGUCUACAAUGCAGCUCUUGAAGGAAAGGCAUUCCAGUCCAGCAUCUUCAAUGAUCUGGGAUCUGCUGAGCAUGCCAAUGAUGGCUCUACGUCUGCUGACUAUUUGCGUGGACACUGCACUCACACCCAAGAAGAAGCUAAUCCGUGGUGGACAGUGGACCUUAGGGAAAGAUUUGAUGUGUCCAGUGUAGUGAUCACCAAUCGAGGGGACUGUUGUGCGGAAAGGAUAAAUGGUGCUGAAAUUCGAGUUGGGGACUCGGAUGAAGAAGGAGGCAUCAGAAAUCCUAGGUGUGCCACCAUCACUUCACUGGGUUUGGGAGAAACAAAAAAAUAUGACUGUGAGGGAAUGCUGGGACGGUAUGUGACUAUUACCAUUCCAGGCGAAGCCAAAUAUCUCACCCUCUGUGAAGUUCAAGUUUUUGGUCACAGGAGAACUCCCCCAGUUCCCAAUGUGGCCCUCGAAGGUGAGGCAUCCCAGUCCAGUACCUACAACCAACUAGGAGUUGCAAAGAAUGCCAUUGAUGGGUCCACCUGCACUAACUAUAUGCGUAGAUCAUGCACUCACACGGAUAUAGAGCUGAAUCCAUGGUGGGCGGUGGACUUGAAGGGAGAAUUUGAUGUGUCUAGCAUAAGCAUCACCAAUCGAGAAGACUGUUGUGCAGACCGGCUGGAUGGGGCUGAAAUCCGCAUUGGCAACUCCUUUGAGAAUGGCGGUUCUGCAAAUCCCAGGUGUGCCACUAUCACCUCACUAGGUGCUGGAGAAACCCGCAGUUACAAUUGUGGAGGAUUCAAAGGGCAGUAUGUAACAUUGACCAUCCCAGGCAUUCAGUAUCUCACCCUGUGUGAAGUUCAAGUGUUUGGUGUGAAGGUGGAUUCAUCUGGACAUCCAGACAUCCCGUCUGAAAAGGAAGAAGCAUAAUUGAGAAUUAUAUUUUAUGGGACAGCAGAAAUUGUGUAACCAAGAGCCGCUAGAUUUGUAGAAAGACAUCACAAAUUAUAGUUAAUCAGUGGUAACAAGAAGGAACCUGGUUGGCUGUCUAGAAGAACCUGCACCCAGAGGGAUGUCAACACCUUCCAUGACCGCUACAAUCCCAAAUAAACAGUAGAACUUGCAACUC